Phodopus roborovskii (desert hamster) is the source of this 1108-nucleotide messenger RNA. It is a transcript of the gene Cdkn2c, whose product is annotated as cyclin dependent kinase inhibitor 2C. The record is from RefSeq and is a predicted model, not a curated record. Gene Ontology annotation, biological process: negative regulation of cell population proliferation; regulation of cyclin-dependent protein serine/threonine kinase activity. The coding region runs from base 218 to 724 and encodes 168 amino acids. Lineage: Eukaryota; Metazoa; Chordata; Mammalia; Rodentia; Cricetidae. Gene Ontology annotation, cellular component: nucleus. Gene Ontology annotation, molecular function: cyclin-dependent protein serine/threonine kinase inhibitor activity; protein kinase binding. The transcript has 2 exons.
AAUGGGCUCAGUUUUGCUGAAUAAUCACGUGUGAAUCAAGGGGCGGGCUUUUGGCAGGCCGAUCUUACUAGUAUUUACUACCAAGCUCUACUCCAGAUUAACCAUCCCAGUCCUUCUGUCAGCCUCUGAUGCCAUCAUGCAGCCUGAUUAGGAGCAAAGGAAAGGGGGAAAGGAGAAGCAACUAAUCGUCUUUUCCCGAUCGUCAGGACCCUAAAGAAUGGCCGAGCCUUGGGGGAACGAGUUGGCGUCCGCAGCUGCCAGGGGGGACCUAGAGCAACUUACUAGUUUGUUGCAAAAUAAUGUAAACGUCAACGCUCAAAAUGGAUUUGGGAGAACUGCGCUGCAGGUUAUGAAACUUGGAAAUCCAGAGAUUGCCAGGAGACUUCUACUCAGAGGUGCUAAUCCCAAUCUGAAAGACCGAACUGGUUUCGCUGUCAUUCAUGAUGCAGCCAGAGCAGGUUUCCUGGACACAGUUCAGGCUUUGCUGGAGUUUCAAGCUGAUGUUAACAUCGAAGAUAAUGAAGGGAACCUGCCCUUGCACUUGGCUGCCAAAGAAGGCCACCUCCCUGUGGUGGAGUUCCUUGUGAAGCACACAGCCAGCAAUGUGGGGCAUCGGAAUCACAAGGGGGACACAGCCUUCGACUUGGCCAGGUUCUAUGGAAGAAAUGAGGUCAUUAGCCUGAUGGAGGCAAAUGGGGUGGGGGGAGCCACAAAUCUACAGUGAGUGUCUGGAAGGGCCUUUCCACAUUGCCUUUAUUUUGUCAGUUAGUUGGUUGGCUGUCCUGACUGGCUUGCUAUCACUUGUUAAAAUAUAAGUUUUUAUUUUGUUUCUUAUUUUAAGCAGCUAGUUAAAUCCUUUGAAACUGUCUAAUUGGAAAUCUCACUACAAGUUUAUGAAAUAUUUAAACAUCCUUUUCACUGUCAAAAUUCUGAUUUCUAACAUGUAAUUGCAAAUAGCUAUGCCUUUCUUCUGAAUAUUUUAUCUGUGAUUUUAUUUUCUUUGCUUAGCCUUUGCCACUCUCAGAAUCUGACCUGAAGACUUUGUUUAAAAAAAUUCUUUGUCCUGAUGCAUCUUUUGCCUAAUUAAAACACUUUUUCAGAAAGAGGA